CCCCUACAAUUAGUGGAACUUACCACAGAACAGCAAGAAAUGUUUUUUUUCUUGAGAAACAAAAGGAGACAGAAAGGUGGAAACAACAACAGCAGGACCUCACCUGCUGCUGGGAGUUUUAGGGCUUUACAUGUCUAAGCCGUAGAAAUGGGAGUGUGUUAACAAAAGGAGGGCCUGUGUGGAGGUUUGGGUGUGUCGACUCAGAGUGGGAGGGUCGCUGAGAGUUUCAGGAAGCACCUGUCUGAGUGAGAUUCAAAGCAAAGUACACGAAGAGAAGGACUGUGCUGCCACACGACAGAGAAAAACAUGCAGAGCAUCAGCUCUCCAGCAGAACGAGUCCUCUCAGAGGACCAGUUCUCCUGCUCCAUCUGCCUGGAGGUGUUCGUGGAGCCCGUCUCCACUCCCUGCGGCCACAGCUUCUGCAAGGCCUGUCUGCAGGGCUACUGGAACCACAGCAAGAAGUUCCUGUGCCCCAUGUGCAAGAAGAGCUACUCCAGAAAACCCGAGAUGAGCGUCAAUCGGGUCCUGGCUGAAAUCUCGUCCCAGUUCCAGGGCCUGAUGCAGGCUGGAGGAGCUGGUGGUGGAGCUGCUUCACGGGGAUCCACGCUGAACUUGAGCUCGAAUGGAGGACACGGCAGCUCCACAGGGCAGGACACCGGGGAGUUCGCUCGGCCCGGAGACGUCCCCUGUGAUGCCUGUAUCGGCAGGAAGUUAAAGGCAUCGAAGUCCUGCGUGAAUUGCCCCGGGUCAUUCUGUGAGACCCACCUGAGGCAUCACAAGAAGGUCAAGACUCUGACUUCUCAUCGUCUGAUCGAACCCACUUUCCACCUGGAGGAGAAGAUCUGCAAGAAACACGAACGCCUCCUGGAGGUCUACUGCCGCACCGACCACGUCUGCAUCUGCACCGCCUGCGCCGAGGCCACGCACAAAUCCCACGACAUCGUGUCCGUCGACCACGAGUUCAAGAAGAAGAUGAAUAAUGUGGGAAAGAAGAGGUCAGAGCUCAAACAUUUGAUCAAGGAGAGAUCCAAGAAACUGGAGGAGAUCAAACAGUCCAUCAAGGUCAUCAAGGCCAGCGCCCAGAAAGAGCUGGAGGAGAGCUGGCAGGUUUACGCCGAGCUGCAGCGUCUGGUGGAGCAGAGCCAGGCCGAGCUGGUGGAGCUGAUCGCCACGAGGCAACGCGAGGCCGAACGUCAUGCUCGGGAGCUGGCCAGAGGUUUGGAGAAUGAACUGAGCCAGCUGAGGAGGAGGAGCAACGAGCUGGAGGCCCACGCUCAGACCCAGGACAAAGUGCUCUUCCUUCAGAACCAGACGAUGCUGUCGGCCCCACCCGAGCCCACCGAUUGGUCAGCGGUCAGCGUCAACACCGACCUCUACCUGGGAACCAUCCGCUCGUCCGUCAGCAGCCUCAUGGACAAGUUCCAGGAGGAGCUCAAAAGACUGUACGGGAAAGAGCUCCGGAAAGUGCAGAACUACUCAAGUGAGGUGAUUUUGGAUCCCUCCACAGCCCAGAGGAACCUGGUUGUGUCUGAUGAUGGUCAGCAGGUGAGAUACGAAGAGAGGAAGUCCUCCCACAAUGAGGGUCCAAAGCGCUUCAGCCCGGCCCUCUUCGUCCUGGGCAGAGAGGGGCUCAGCUCCGGGCGGCACUACUGGGAGGUGGACGUGAGCCGCAAGACGGCCUGGACGCUGGGAGUGGCCCGAGCUUCAGCCCGCCGCAAGGGGGAGAUCAAGCUGAGUCCUGAGGGGGGUUACUGGUGCCUGUGGCUGAAGGGCGGCGAGGUGAAAGCUCUGGCUGCCUCCCGCCUGCCUCUCAUGCUGCCGUCCCAGCCCUGCAAAGUGGGAAUCUUCAUGGAUUACGAAGCCGGCCAGAUCUCGUUCUACGAUGUGAAGUCCCGUCUGCAUCUCUACACUUUCAUGGAUACCUUCAGUGAGAGCCUGUACCCAAUCUUCAGCCCCUGUCUCACCCAGGAGGGGAAGAACGCCUCCCCUCUGGUUAUAAGCCAUGUUAAACACAUGUCUCUACUGUUUGAUGCCCCAUUCAAAGGCUGGUUGCUUGCGCUGAAAAUGACCCUGCCUCUUCGCCGUGUAGGAAUGGCCUCCACUGGGAACCUUUCCGAAGAGCAGGUGCACUGCUCCAUCUGCCUGGACGUCUUCACCAACCCCGUAUCCAUCCCCUGUGGGCACAACUUUUGUCAGAGCUGCAUCCUGGGAUACUGGAAAACCAGCCCUUUGUAUCAGUGUCCCAUGUGCAAGAAGUCCUUCUACAAGAGGCCCGACAUCAGCGUUAACACUGUGCUGAGGGAGAUCGCCGAGCAGUUCAAGGAGAUCAGGGAGGAAGGAGCGGGGAAGGAAAAGAAGUGGGCAAUGGAAAGGAGGAAGAAGGAGGAUGAGGAGAGGCUUUUGGAGAAGGAUCAGAGGCAGCAGCUUGUGGAGGAGUUGAAGCUGAAGCAGGAGGAGGAGAGGAGGAAGAAAGAGGUGCUCAAGGAGAAACAAGCAGAGAAGAAACCACUUCCAGAGGAGUUACCACCACUGAUACCUCCAGCGUCGGCACCUAAAGCCUCUCCUCCACCCUCACCUCAGGACACACCUCAGUUUCCACCACCACCACCUCUUCCAGAAACAUCACCCCCACCUUCACCUCAGAUCCCUGCUUCUCCAGUUCUUCCCACUCCGCCUCCACCUGACUCCUCCUCACUCCCAUCUCCUCCUUGGGAUGAGGUCCUGUGUGACGUUUGUUUCGGAGACAGAAGGCCGAAAGCAGUCAAAUCCUGCCUCGUGUGUUUGACUUCCUACUGCGAGGAGCACCUGAAAUCACACACCGCCAGAUUCACCAAGCACAAGCUGAUGGAGCCUGUCGCCAACAUGGAGGACAGGAUGUGUCCGAAGCACGAGAGGCUUCUGGAGCUGUUCUGUAAGAAGGACCAGAGUUGUGUGUGCGUCCUCUGCACCGAGACGGACCACCGUUCGCAUUACACCGUCCCUGUGGAGAGGGAAUGGACUGACAAGAAGGCGCAGCUGAAAAGGACAGGAAUAGACGUCCAGCAGAUGAUCCAGGACAGAGUGAAAAAGGUGGAGGAGAUCAAACAUUCUGUGGAGCUCAACAAAGCCAGCGCUCAGAAGGAGGUUGAGGAGAGCAUGCAGGUGUUCUCGGAGCUGGUGCGCUCCAUCCAGAGGACUCAGGCCGAGCUGGUUCUGGUCAUCGAGGAGAAGCAGAGGCAGACGGAGAGGUGGGCUGAAGGCCUCAUCGCCGAGCUGGAGCAAGAGAUCGCUGAGCUGAAGAGAAGGAACACAGACUUGGAAAACGUGGCUCGGACCGACCACAUUCACUUCUUAAAGAGCUUCCCAGCACUCAGCAUUCCACCAUCUGUUAAGGACUGGUCUGAGACCACUGUUCCCACUGAUACUUGUGUAGGCAUGAUCAGGAGAUCCGUGUCCAAACUGGAGGCAACGCUAAAUGAAAUGACUGACAGACUGUCUGAAAGUGAGAUCAAGAAAAUUCUGAAAUAUACAGUGGAUGUCACCCUGGACCCAGAAACCGCUAACCCCUGGCUGCAGCUCUCUCAGGACAGACAUCAGGUGAGACACCUGGGCGCCUGGCAGGAUCUGCCGGACCACCCCGACCGAUUCGACACAGUGGUCAUAGUCCUGGGCCGUGAGGGCUUCACGUCAGGCAGACACUACUGGGAGGUCCAGGUGGGGGACAAGGAUGACUGGUACCUUGGUGUGGCCAGGUCUUCUGUCAACAGAAAGGGCAGGAUCUCUGUUAGCACCACCCAAGGCUACUGGGCUCUGGCCAUGAAGAAAGGCCAGGGCUACCGGGUGUCAACAUCCCCGCCGUUACUGCUGGCUCUCGACCCCAAGCUCAAAAGAGUGGGCGUGUAUGUGGACUAUGAGGAGGGCCAGUUGUCGUUUUAUGAUGUGAGAGCUCGGACCCAUAUUUACACGUUUGAAGACACGUUUACGGAGAAGAUUCUGCCCUUUUUCUACCUGUACUGCUGCGACAAAGCCUCUGAUACCAUUGUGAUCUGUCCUGUGACUGAGAAAAGCCUGAUCAAGCAAAGCUAAGGACGUAAAAACAACAAAGAAACGCUCUUCAUUAUGAAGUGAAUUAACAGACUGUAAUUUGCUGUAGUCAUAAUAGAUUUUUAUGAAAAGCGCAGUUUUACGUAUAUGCAUUGAACAUAGUUACAUAAAUGUUUUUUGCACAUGUACACUAAUAGGUAGAAGACAAAACACAGUUUAGAAUUUUGGUAAAUCAGAGUGUUUACACGCCCGAAAAUAAAUGAGAAGAUUGAUACCACUCAAGUCUAUCCAUUAAACAUGAGACUAGCAUGCUGUUAGCUUAGCAUAAGACAGGGUGCAAGAGGGGACAGUUUCCCUGAUGUCAAGUUAAGGUCAAAAAUAUCAUACCAGAAUUUCUAAAUGUCAGGAAUUAAAGGACUCGUCUGACCCUUUGGGAGAUAGAUAAGUUGCAUUCUUGUUGAGAGUUUGACUAAAAGAUAGAUUUGAAUCUCACAUCAGUGUGCUAAAUGUGAAGCUUAAGUGAGAAGCAGUCAGUUGCAAUGGCAGUAGGUGAAGCAGGUCAGACUUUCAGAUGCCCCUCUCCUCUGCAACGUUUCCCAGCUCUUCCUGGGGAAUCCCGAGGCGAUCCCAGGCCAGAUGAGAUAUAUAAUCCCACCAGUGAGUUAUGGGUCGACCCCGGGGUCUCCUUCCAGUUGGAUCGAAUGGAAGGCUUCCAGACAGCAUCCUGAUCAGAUGUCCGAACCAAAUCAGCUGGCUCCUAUGAUACGAGGGAGUAGUGACUCUAUUUCAACUCUGAGUUGAGGUCAUGGUUCUCAUCCAGCUGCCUCUCAUGCAGCCGAGUUAGCUCUUAAGGUCAUUAAAUAAUAUGUUAGAUCCUAUUUGUUGUUUAUCAUCAAAGUUGGAUUAAACAGUGCUAAAGUCUAAAGGCUAGCUGUUUCUAACAGUUUCCAUGCUGUAUGCUAAGCUAAGCCAUCAGGCUGCAGGACUCAGCUUUGAUUUUGCUGCACAGAUACAAGAGCUUAUACAGAUCUUUUCAUGUAACUUUUGGCAAGAAUGCAAACAAUUUCAUUACCUUAAAUGAGAUUUUCCUUUACCUGCAUGAGUCAGAUAAACAUAAAGUUUAGUUUCUACUCUAACUUUUGUAACUGCAUGUUGAUAUUUAGUGUGACUGAUCCUGCAGGAGUUGUAUGCUGCAUAAGAAGUGUUUACAGCAAUAAAUGUUCUCUCAAAUAUG
Molecule: messenger RNA, 5257 nt
Organism: Acanthochromis polyacanthus (spiny chromis)
Lineage: Eukaryota; Metazoa; Chordata; Actinopteri; Pomacentridae
Exons: 15
Coding region: 307-4065 (1252 amino acids)
Molecular function (GO): zinc ion binding; protein binding
Source: RefSeq, a predicted model, not a curated record